AUGGACUUGUUGGACAAGGAAUAUUUCCGCCUAUUCCUGAGGAAAGUUGAUGAUCUCUGGCUCCCUCAGACCAAACUUUUCUUGCAAGGAAUUGACUUGUUGGACAAGGAAUAUUUCCGCCUAUUCCUGAGGAAAGUUGGAACUAAUGGGACUUGUUUCAUUUCAGGUCAACUCCUGCCGAUCUUUCGUCAUGAAAUUCUGGAAUUUAAUGGUUCGUACCGUGUUCAUAUUUUCAUCUAUUCACCUAUCCAGAACCUAUGA
Molecule: messenger RNA, 261 nt
Organism: Darwinula stevensoni
Lineage: Eukaryota; Metazoa; Arthropoda; Ostracoda; Podocopida; Darwinulidae
Source: the annotation of a GenBank genome assembly